This is a messenger RNA of Scheffersomyces coipomensis, 3113 nucleotides long. RefSeq lists its product as uncharacterized. Bases 160 to 3084 code for a protein of 974 amino acids. NCBI's taxonomy places the organism in Eukaryota, Fungi, Ascomycota, Pichiomycetes, Serinales, Debaryomycetaceae. Gene Ontology annotation, cellular component: COPII vesicle coat; endoplasmic reticulum exit site. Gene Ontology annotation, molecular function: zinc ion binding; SNARE binding. The transcript has a single exon. The record is from RefSeq and is a predicted model, not a curated record. Gene Ontology annotation, biological process: intracellular protein transport; COPII-coated vesicle cargo loading; endoplasmic reticulum to Golgi vesicle-mediated transport.
AUUUUUCUUAGCAUUUUUCGUACGACAUGAGACAUUCUCAAAUACGACAUUUAGAUCGAAUAUGGAAAAUGUCAAAUAUUCUCCACCACCACCACAAGGUUCUAAACUCAACAGCAUCAACCAUCUGUUGCAAAGCUAGGAUAAGGUAGAACAUAGACAAUGUCGUCAUUACCAGGCAUACCACCUGUCAGUGGUCCCAAUGGUUCCAAUUAUGGCUCCCAGCAACAACAGCAAGAAGAAGAAUUGAAUGCUAAUUUCGAAAACUUAGCUGUUGAUACUAAGAAAAAGAGGAAAAGACCAGUAAGAGCUUUUCAUACUGAUUUUGGAACAUCAGAUUCUACUACAUCAUACAAUUCAUCUCCUGCCUUACCUGCUAUGGGUGUCAAUAUCAAUAGUAACUUUUCAAGCCCUGUUCCUUUACAACAAUCCACUUCAUUUCAUCCUCAACCUGUUUUCGGUAGACAUGAUCAACCACCUCCAGAUAAUACAGAUAGACUCCCCAUUAAAGAUGUUUCCUUACAAGAAGCAAGAUAUAAUAAUCAAUUGGAAUACUCCACUCCUCUAGAAGACGGAUCAUAUAAGACAUUCUCAACGUUUGAAAAUAUAACUCCUCCAGAUGCUGGUACUAAUUAUAUAUGUAUUGAUCAAGGUUCAGCUCUGCCAAAAUACAUUAGAUCAACAAUGUAUUAUGUCCCUGAAACAGAGCAACUAAGAAAUACGACAAAGUUACCAGUGGCAAUUACUAUCAGACCAUUUGCUCCUUUAUUAGAUUCAGAGGAUCCUGUUUCGGUUGUUGAUAUGAGAAGAGCAGACGUGGUGAAUAAAGAGGAUCCUUUAAGUAUGGGUCCUAUCCGUUGUCGUCGUUGUCGUACUUAUAUAAAUCCAGCCUUUCAAUUCACUAAUAAUAAUAGAUUCGUCUGUAAUAUCUGUCAAUUUGCCAAUAAUGUUGUCCCUGAUGAUUAUGUGUCUUACUUAGAUAAUUAUGGUCGAAGAGUUGAUAGAUUAACUAAACCAGAAUUAUGUAAAGGUAUGUAUGAUUUAUUGGUUCCUAAGGAAUAUAAUUUUGGUGAUAUAGAAAAAGAUCCAUCCCCUUUACAUCAUUUGUUUUUAAUAGAUAUUAGUGAACAAAGUAUUAAACAAAAUUUAAAUGUGGUGGUUGCUGAUUCAAUUAGAGCUAUUCUUAAUAAUCUCGAUCAAGGACAAGAAGAUUUCAAUGAUGAUCCUGAAUCUCCAGCUCCUCCAGCUUCUCCAUCUUUGAAAAUCGCUAUCAUCGCAUUUGAUAAAAGAUUACAUUUCUAUAAUUUAUCAUCAUCCCUUGAAACUACUCAAAUCGUGGUUUCAUCCGAUUUAGAAGAUCCAUUUGUCCCAUUCAGUGAUGGUUUAUUCGUUGAUGCUCAAGAAAGUAGAAACGUCAUAGAAGAUGCCUUAAGUCAUAUUGAACAAUUGAAUUCACAUGAUGCAGUCAUAGACCCCGAACCAUGUUUCUCAGCUGCUUGUAAAACUGCCAUGCUUUGUCUUGAAGAAGUUGGCGGGGGUAAGAUUACAUCCAUUUUAUCAAGUUUACCUUCAUGGGGUCCAGGUGCUUUAAAAUAUAAAGAUAAUAAGGCAGUUGGUCGUGCUGCGACUGCUGAAAUUGAAAAAUCUAUAUUCCUUCCGGAUAAUGAUUAUUAUAAAGCCUUACAAAAAGAAUUCAUUGAAAAGGGGGUCGGUUUAGAUGUUCAUGUUGUAUCUCCUAAUUCAGUUGAUUUAUCUAAUGUUGGAUGGUUAGCAUCUGUUUCAGGUGGAAGAUUAUCAAGAUGGCCAAACUUCAAUUUGGAAAGAGAUGGUAGAGCUUUAACCUCUAGAAUUAUUGAUUCUGUCUCAAAAGCAACUGGUUAUCAAGGUCAAUUGAAAGUCCGUUGUUCUAAUGGUUUACAAGUUGCUCAAUAUUAUGGUACAUCAUCAUCAGUGGCAGAAGCCUCAGUUGCUGGAGGUGUUCAAGAUCCAGUCAUACCUAUUCUUUCCGAAGAUCAAACUUUAACAGUUUUAUUUGAAUAUGAUGGAAAAGUAUCCAAGAGUUACGAUUGUCAUUUCCAAGCCGCCUUAUUAUAUACUGAUAUUAAUGGGGUAAGAAAAGUCAGAGUAAUUAAUUUAAUACUUGCUGUUGGUGAAUCUCUUGAUGAAGUUUUCAAUUUUGCUGAUGAAAAUGCGAUUGCUACCACUAUUGUUCGUGAUACCCUUUCAUUUUUAGGUAAACAACCACUUACUGAACUUCGUGAAUCGGUGAAUGAAAAAUUGGUUGAAAUUUUCACUCAAUAUAGAGCUCUUGAAGAAUAUGGUAAUAGUAGAGCCAGAACUUUGAAUUUAUUAUUCCCUAGUUCAUUAACCAAUUUACCAAGUUAUACGUUAGCUUUCAUCAAAACCAAAGCCAUUAGACAAUCAGGUCUGCUUUCAUCUGAUGCUAGAUUAUUCGAUUUAUAUCAAAUGUCUACCAUGCCAAUUGAAAAUUUAUUAUACCAUUUAUAUCCUGCAUUUGUUGAAUUACAUUCAUUAAGUGAUGAAGAAGGGUUCAUAGAUGAAGCUACAUCAAUUCUUAGAUUACCUAAAUUCAAAAAUCCAUCUCUCAGAAGUAUGGAACCAGGGGUUUAUUUAUUAUGUAACAGUACAAAAAUAUUUGUGUGGGUUGAUCCAAAUGCUAAUAUUCUUUUAAUUAAAGAUUUAUUUGGUGAUCAUAUUGAAUCAACCACUGAAAUAAAUCCAUUAAUAGAUGAAUUACCUGAACUUUCAACUCCCAUUUCACAACAAGCUAGAAACAUUUGUGAAUAUUUUAAUAAGCAUUUGAUUUGUACUGGAUCUUUAGGUAGUGCUGGUAUUCAAAUAGUUCGUCCUGGUAUUGAUGGUUCCGAAAUAGAGUUUAAAGAAGCUUUGGUUGAUGAUAGUUUAAAUGGUACUCUCGCUACAUCCAGUGGUCCAAGUUUAGCUGAUUAUUUAACCACGUUACAUAAGACUAUAAUGGUUCAAGCUGAAAAUGAUAAAGUUAAACAAUCAGUUAAUACAACUCAAUCGCAUCAUGAUACCUUAGCCCAACGAUUGAUUCAUUUUUGAAUCCAAUCCUUAAAAUUAUUUAAUUAAUU